UCUCCCUUAGCUUUCGGUCUUAUCACCCAGAUGGACCUUACUAGUGGUUUCUCUCUGUUGCGCACAGUGUUUCUGAUGGCCCAUGCGGUUGAAGACAUCCGACAAGAACUGUUUGGAAUCAGCCAGUUCGGUUCCGACUUUUGGGAGACAUGUAAGAAUAUUGAACAGUUCAAUUGUCAGAUCUCAAGAACUAUCUCUAACCAACCAGCCCCUGAAUCAUCCAUUAUCUUAGCUCUUGCUUGAUGCCUGGAUUGCGUAUAAGGCAUGAUUUUUAAUCCGAGCAUCAGAUCUUGAACCUGAAGUGUCAAAUUGACUUAAAGCCCGAGGUUAUGG
This is a messenger RNA of Mollisia scopiformis, 333 nucleotides long. RefSeq lists its product as uncharacterized. The transcript is spliced from 2 exons. Lineage: Eukaryota; Fungi; Ascomycota; Leotiomycetes; Helotiales; Mollisiaceae. The coding region runs from base 31 to 243 and encodes 70 amino acids. The record is from RefSeq and is a predicted model, not a curated record.